Penicillium brevicompactum is the source of this 4845-nucleotide messenger RNA. Its product is annotated as DNA-binding E3 ubiquitin-protein ligase SNT2. Gene Ontology annotation, biological process: histone catabolic process. The coding region runs from base 1 to 4845 and encodes 1614 amino acids. The transcript has 2 exons. Gene Ontology annotation, molecular function: ubiquitin-protein transferase activity; chromatin binding. NCBI's taxonomy places the organism in Eukaryota, Fungi, Ascomycota, Eurotiomycetes, Eurotiales, Aspergillaceae. Gene Ontology annotation, cellular component: Lid2 complex. The record is from RefSeq and is a predicted model, not a curated record.
AUGACCACCCCCAACUCUCCGGAGCCAGUAGCCGAUGCGGCAAAUGGCUCCGUCACCUAUGGCACGCGAUCGAGAGGUCGCAAUGCGCCAAGGCCAAAUUAUGCCGAGGAUCGUGAUCUGGACAUGGACGCUGAAUCCGCGCCGUCCAAAUCCGCCAAGCGCAACAGCGGCGUAGCACUCACCAACAUCGUCAACGGCUCCAACGGCACCACGCCGGAGGAGAAGACCUCGUCGGCGCCACGUAAAAGCUUGAACGGCGUGAAUGGGGCUAACGCUGCCAACGGCGCCAAAGAUGCCAAAGAUGCCAUUCCAGGCACCUCUUCGUUUUCCGCCAGACCGGAUGACGCGAAUGGGUCCAACCUGAGAAAGCGCAAACAACCCGCCAGCACGCCCAAUUCCACACCCACUUCGGGUAGUGUUGCUAAGAAAAUCUUCACUUCCGCCCCCGGCGAUUCCGAUACGGAUUAUUUUACCAAUAUGAUGAGCUUUGAAAGCCACGGCCCCUAUUUACAGGAUGGUCAAUUAAUAGCCGAUGAUGGUACCACCUUCAGUCUCAACGAUCAUGUCUAUCUCAUCUGUGAACCUCCGGGUGAGCCGUAUUAUUUAGCGCGAAUUAUGGAGUUUGUUCAUUCCAAAACUAAGUCCGGUGGCUUCAUCGAGGCUCUCCGAGUGAACUGGUAUUACCGCCCACGAGACAUUCAGCGCCAUUCUCCCGACACUCGAUUUGUCUAUGCGUCAAUGCACUCCGACACAUGCCCCCUUUCUUCACUACGGGGAAAGUGUGAUAUCCGGCAUUCUUCCGAGAUUGAAGACAUUAAUUCUUACAAGAAAACGAAAAACAGCUUCUGGUACGACAAGAUGUUCGACCGGUACAUCCAUCGCCUCUACGAUGUCAUUCCCACUAAAGAUAUAAUUAAUGUCCCCUCAAAUGUCAAGAAGGUUCUUGAUGAACGCUGGAGAUUCAUUCUCGUUGAGAUCGGCAAGGGAAAAGAAUUAACGGGUGCCGUCAAAACCUGCAAACGAUGUCGCCUGUACGCCGCCAAUUCUGAAUCGGUGGACUGUGCAGUUUGCCAUUCAACAUAUCACAUGCAUUGUGUUCGACCCGCUCUGACCAAAAAGCCCGCUCGAGGCUUUGCUUGGGCCUGUGCCGCUUGCAGUCGUGCCCAGGAACGCAAACUCGAAGCGCGGAACACGCCACUCACCGGAGGACCCCGCGUGGAUGGCGAUGAUAUUGUCAUGGAGGAAGAGGAGGAAGAAGACCCCCAUAAUCACGCCAAUGGAGCUACGAACGGAACCUCUGUCAGCACCCCUGCAGCCGAGGAGGAUUUCAUGCCUCAGCCCGAAACCGUGGAGCAGAUGGCACAGGCCAAGAUGUGGCCCUACCGGUACCUUGGCAUUCAUUGUCGUGUGGAGGACGCUCUUGAUUACGACGACAGAAUUUACCCCCGGGCAAGCUCACGUCUAGGAACGCGACACCAGGCGAUGGUCGCUGCAUGGCCGGGCCGUCCGAUCGAAUACGUCAAGCCACUCGACAAGAAGAAAGCCAAGGUUGCUAAAAAGGACGGCAAGUCUAAGGAUGCGCAGGCCGCACUGGAAGCCGCCAAGCACGAAAGGGCCAACCGACCGAAGUGGGUGCAAGACGAGCCGACAGGCUACAUCCAUCGUGGUCUGGACGAGCCAGUGGUGAUUAAUGAAAAGACCGGAAAGCAAGCGCGAACCGCCGAGCCUAUUUUCAAAAUGCCUUCUUCUGAGCAAAUUCCAUCUCGGGGCGAAGAAGACGCACCUGGCUCAGAUUUGAGCGACGCUGAUCGGGAGAAGUUCAUCGACGACUACAUGCGCCAAGCCAAGGAACUGGCACCUGGAAUCGGAGUUGAGAAGCAUUGUACUAAUUUCCUCGACAAAGCUCUGCAAAUCCUUUACGCCGAAAGUUUCAACGUGCCAGCCGCCUUGGCUAAGCUGAAGAAGACCAACAGAUACAAGGACCUCAAGGAGCCCCACAUCAAACCAGACGAACUCAAGCUCUUUGAACAGGGUGUUGCCAAGUAUGGAUCUGAGUGGCGCAAUAUCAUGAAGCAUGUCAAGACCGUUCCGAUCUACCAGAUUGUGCGGUUCUACUAUAUGUGGAAGAAAACUCCGAGCGGCCGAAAGAUCUGGGGUGCUUAUGAGGGCAGACGCGGGAAGAAGGAGGUCCGUCGCCACAGCGUCAUCUCAUCCAAACUGGUUGACGAUGUUGCUGAUGAUCACGACGACUCUGCAUUUGACUCUGAGAAAGCUGUUGUGCAGAAGCGCGGGUUCCAUUGCAAGUUCUGCUCCACCCGCAGUUCACGGCAGUGGAGACGCGCACCUUUAGUUCCCCCGGGUACCGUCAUUCCCUCCGAACCCCAGAAUAAGAAGGACAAGGGUCCUAUGCUCACUGUCUCGCUCUGUCUUCGCUGUGCCUUGUUAUGGCGCAAGUACGGCAUUCAGUAUGAGGACGUGGACGAGGUUGCAAAGAGGAUCGCAAGUAGUGGCAACAAGUCAUGGCGUCGCCGCAUUGACGAGGAGAUGUUGGCGCAGUUGAUUGUGGCCACUGAGACUCCGUUCAUGAUCAACAACGCAACUGCCGCCACGGCUAGCUCAAUGGGCAUACCACUCGAUGCGAACCCUCGACUCUUGCAGGAAGGCAAGGCCGACCCGACGAAGAAAAAGACCAAGGAGACGCCCGCAACCUCAACUGCAACAUCCGUCGAGCCCAUGCCGAAGAAGAAGUCCGCUCCUGAGAAGCCGGUUGAAGCUCCGCCCAUCGUCCCCGACCCACCCAAAGCCAAGACCUUGCCUUGUGCGAUUUGCAACCAGGUCGAGCCGACGGGCGAGGAGCAUCUUUCAUGUAGGGACUGUCGUCUCACUGUCCAUCGUAACUGCUAUGGCGUGCGAGACUCGCGCGUCAGCAGCAAAUGGCUGUGUGAUAUGUGCUCCAAUGAUCGCAGUCCGUCGAUCUCCACAAACUACUCUUGUGUUCUUUGCCCUGUCUCGUGGACUGAACAUGAUCUCAUGGAAACAACCAAGAACAACGCACGGAAGAAGACAGAGCGUGAUAAGGAGAAGGAGCGCAUGGAGAAAGAGAUGGUCACUGAGGCUAUCAAGCUGUAUCGCCAGCGGCAAGAGGCUGUUGGAAAGCCAGUUGGUCCUCGAGAGCCCUUGAAGCGUACCGCAGGCAACAACUGGGCCCACGUGUUGUGCACUUUGUGGACGCCGGAGUUGAAGUAUGGAGAUGCAGAGGAGCUUGAACCCGCCGAAGGUUUCGGCUCCAUCCCUAAAGAGAGGUGGCGCGAGACAUGCAAGAUUUGCAAGUCGAAUAAGGGCGCAUGUCUGCCUUGCAGCUUUGCUGGAUGCAAUGCGCACUUCCAUGUUGGUUGCGCUUUCCAAGCAAAUUACCGGUUUGGCUUCGAUGUUACUCCCAUCAAGAGUUCUCGUCGUGACAGCGUGCGACCUAUUCGUCUCGGCGAGGAUGUUGGAGCGGCUACUCCUGCUGUCUACUGCCCGUCCCAUAAUGUUCCGAACGCACUGCAUGGAAUUGGCGAACAGACAGGCCAGGAUCGCAUGAAUGCCCUCCAGCUAUUCGCCCAAACUUACAAGCAAGCCGAUCUCACUCUCACUGGGACCGUUCGCAAGGCAGCAUACAUGCAAAAUUCCGUCGGAGCUCCGCAAGCCAGCACUCAUACUGCCCAUCGCCGGACUUCGACGAGUACGAGUAUUACUGCGCCACCUCCCGCGAAGGAUGUCCCCAAAACCUCGGCUACGAAUGAUGAGCCCGUUGAUGAUCCGAUGGACAUUGAUACAGACGUCAAGGUUGCGCCGCCUCCAGCUUCCCCGGAAAGUGAGACCAACCGCAAAUGUGUUCGCUGCGCAACGGGUUUCAGUCCUAGGUGGUGGGCCCUCGGACGUCGACCCGAUAUUCGUCCGACAAUAGCCAAUGGGUCUGGACACGUUCAUCACCCCUCUGGCUUUGGUCAGCCCAAUGGAGAUCUUGAAAACCCGGUAUACGAAUGCCACAAGUGUCAUAUCAAGAACCCAGCGCCUCCUCCACCUGUGACCGAGCCUGCAUCUGAUCCUCGGCCCUCGCCUUAUACCGCGCAGCGUACAAUGGUCCCCACUACAAGAAUGCCUAGUCAUGGACAUGGCUUCUUGCCCCACCCGCAUCCUCAUCCUCACCCUACUCCCCCAAGUGGUGUCCUUGGGCGGCCGAUGCCCGCAUCUCAUGCCCACCCUGGAAUCCAGGGCCCACCGUAUACUGGGCCAUAUGAGCAGCGUCCCGCAACCGAAAAUGGUCUUCGAAAUGGAAUGUCGCCAUCUCCUUACCCUGCGGCACCCCCACCACCUCACCACAUGAACAACUACCCCCACCCUCAUCCCGCAGGGCCACCACAGUAUACCAGCGCAGGACCAGCUCCACCCCCGCCGCCCUAUGCUACACACCAGAGCCCCUACGGCCCCGUACCAGCGCGGUCACCGCACCUUUCACAGCCUCCACCGCGCGCAUACGCUGCUUCGGCCUCCCCUCCCAUCGUCCAGGCAACGACUGUGAACCGCUCUCCGCAGACCUCGCUCAGCGCAUUAAACGGUGGCCCACCCAUUCGCAUGUACUCUGUCGACCGUGGCAUCGGGGCCCCUUCACACUCGCCCCCAGUGGCCCAGUCACGCCUUGAUCCCCGUGGACCAACCCCACCAACACGCCCGGAAGACACACCUCCUUCGCACAUGGGUGGAUUACCAAGCACCGGUCGACCUUCUGGAGUCAAUGGUACUGCCGGCACCCCCGGCACGGGGGCAAGCGCAAGCCCGUCGCUGAAGAACCUUCUCUCAUAA